Limulus polyphemus (Atlantic horseshoe crab) is the source of this 1356-nucleotide messenger RNA. Its product is annotated as glutamate-gated chloride channel-like. The transcript is spliced from 5 exons. The record is from RefSeq and is a predicted model, not a curated record. Gene Ontology annotation, cellular component: neuron projection; synapse; membrane. Bases 61 to 975 code for a protein of 304 amino acids. Gene Ontology annotation, molecular function: neurotransmitter receptor activity; transmembrane signaling receptor activity; extracellular ligand-gated monoatomic ion channel activity. Gene Ontology annotation, biological process: regulation of membrane potential; signal transduction; chloride transmembrane transport. Lineage: Eukaryota; Metazoa; Arthropoda; Merostomata; Xiphosura; Limulidae.
AGCUUAUUUCCCCACUCUCUUCAGAUAUUUAAAGUUCAACUGACGUUCCGACAAUACUGGAUGGAUAAACGACUCACGUUUAGUUCUCAACGUAUCAGUUAUUUGAGCGUAAACGAUUACAAUUCCGUUUGGACCCCUGAUAUUUUCUUUACCAACAGCUUCGGUGGAAAAGCCCUCAACCUCUUAUCAACCAAUAGCCUACUACGUAUCAUGCCUGACGGGAAAGUAUUGUACAGCCGAAGAAUCACUCUGGAGUUAUCCUGUGAACGAGAAUUAGCCAAGUUUCCCUUGGAUACCCUUACCUGCCCAAUCAUUCCCGCUUUGUAUGGAUCAACAACUGACAAAGUCACUCUAAAGUGGAACAACUUAAACCCUGUGGCCUUGAGGCCAAACAUGGAUUUCCGUGGAUUCACUCUCAAGUCAACUAAACAAGAAUACUGCAUUGCAGAAACGAGUACUGGAACUUAUGGUUGCAUAAAAGUUAUAUUUGAAUUUAAGAGGAACUUCGGGCCCUACUUCUGUCAUCUUUAUCUUAGCACUUUACUCAUGGUGGUUCUUUCACGGUUGUCGUUUUGGAUCCACUAUUCUAAAGUUAGUAUCCGUACCUUCUACUUGGCUGUGUUGCUUUUCUUGGGAGUUAUUUCCACUAUUCACGCAGACGAGAUGAUUCCAAAAUCUCCUGAAACUAAAGCCUCGGACGUUUGGAACGGAGUCUGCUUCGUUUUCUUCCUUGCUGCUAUCAUCCAGUUUGUUCUACAACACACUGGUGCAAAGGCUAACUUAGUAGAAUUGGGUGACACUGAGACCGCUAAAGAUGGCCAAGAAAAGAAUAAGAACAGGAUUAAGUUUAUCCCAGUGGUAGUUGGGCGUCUAUUUAGCCAAAACGCAAGUAAGGCUGACAUGGUAUCUCGCAUCGUCUUCCCUAUCCUCUUCCUUCUUUUUAACGUCGUCUAUUGGCCAGUCGUUUAUGCUUGAAAAAUGAUGUCCAUUGUAUAACAAAUAUGUGGGAAAAUACACGAAAUGAAAACCCAUAAUUAAUUAAUUUGAAAGUUAUCAAUAUAUUGGAAAUACGUUAUUAAAAUCUAACAUAAUUAUGUUUAUAGAAUUAUAUAUUUUUUUUCCGCAAGACCGAUUCAUGUACUAUUUUUCAUACAACAAACACAUUCCUAAAAAUCCGAACUAAAUCUUUAUGUCUACUUAAUAUAGUUUGUUUGUUUCCGUGAUUUUUUAGGCAUCUAUACAAAAUAUUUUGCCUCUAUUUUACAAGGUUUCUCCUUUACAGACAAACAGUAUACUUUUGUUCUUCACCCAAUCAAAAGAACACUGCUCUCUGACUAAAAAAAAAUUCUAAUUCUA